GCUCGCCCAGGUCGCUGAGCGCUGCGGAGUGGGAGUCCGAGCUUAAUCCAGAGAGGCUCGAGACCGAGAGCUCUGGGCCAGUCCGGCAGGAGACCAUUCGCACGCAGAUCAAGAGAGCCACGAAGAACGACCUGGGGACUCUGCCCAUCAUCGCCUCGCCGUUCCAGCACAGGCCGUGCAGGGAAGCCAACUGGGACAACAGCCGGGCCGUGCAGGAGCGCCUCCGCGAGAGGGUCUUGCUCUCGUGCGUCAUCAUGUUUGCCGAGGGCUUCUACGCAACGCAGCGCUGGCCUCAGAGCGUGGGCUGGAGUUGCGAGGCACCUCGGACAACGUCGGCUUUUACACUGGGCUGCUGA
Molecule: messenger RNA, 356 nt
Organism: Prorocentrum cordatum
Lineage: Eukaryota; Dinophyceae; Prorocentrales; Prorocentraceae
Source: the annotation of a GenBank genome assembly